This is a messenger RNA of Misgurnus anguillicaudatus (oriental weatherfish), 2182 nucleotides long. Lineage: Eukaryota; Metazoa; Chordata; Actinopteri; Cypriniformes; Cobitidae. The record is from RefSeq and is a predicted model, not a curated record.
CAACCGCCAUAAAACCCUAGAAGAAGAAGAAGAAGAAGAAGAGCUCGCGUUUGAUGUGUUUGUGUAUUCUUAGUGUUUUUCUCUCUUGAGUGUAAACAGAGUCUUGUCUUUAUUUUUUAGUGUUGAUGAUGAGAGAUGAGAUGUCCUGUAAAUCUACUGAUCAAACCUCCACAGAGUCUCUGGAUUCUGUUUGUAACGCUGGAGAACAGCAGCAGAUCCUGCAGACCAAACUCAAGAUGUGUUCAGUCAAACCCGUCGACUGCACGAACCUCACGAUGAAGAUUAAAACUGAACCUACAGAAAUAAAAACUGAACCUACAGAAAUAAAAACUGAACCUACAGAAGAAGAAUAUGAAGACAAUCAGGAUGGUCAUGAUUUUAUUCCUUCAGAUGUGAAGAGUGAAUUAUGUUCGGAUGGAGAAAUGACGUCCUCGACUCUUUCCUGCAUCACCGAUGGAGAGACAUUGAGCUCACAGAGACAUUUAGAGAGAAAACACACAGAACAUGAACAUCAUUUGAUGAAACACACCAAUGAGAGACCAUAUCAGGGCAGUGAAUGUGGAAAAACCUUCAGGGAUUCUGAUUCAUUGAAAAAACACCAGAAUAUUCACUCUGAAGAGAAACCCUAUAAGUGUUCACACUGUAAUGACAGUUUUGGGUAUAAAUCUUAUCUUACAAUCCAUGAGAGAAUUCAUACUGGAGAGAAACUUCCUCACUGCAAUGUUUGUGGGAAGAGUUUUCAUCAACAUCAACAUUUAGUGUCACAUCAGAGAACUCAUACAGGUGACAAACCUUACAAAUGCUCUCAGUGUGGGAGGUCGUUUGCUAAGCCAGGUUACUUAAAAAUCCAUGAGAGAGUUCAUAGUGAAGAGAAAUCUUACGUCUGCUCUCAGUGUGGAAAGAGCUUCACUGAUCCAUCUCAAUUUAGAAUCCAUGAGAGAGUUCACACUGGAGAGAAACCUCAUAUCUGCUCGAUCUGUGGAAAUAGAUUUGUUUAUUCUAGAAGUCUUCACAAUCAUCAGAAGAAAAAACAUACUGAAGAACAAACUAAACUAAAAUCAUCAUAGUGUCUUAAAUUCUUUACACACUGAUCGUGUAUAUUCGGUGUGAAUAUUUGACGCGAUAACGUGCUAUAACAAAAACAAUUGAUUUCUAUAAAUAAUGAAAAAUCAAAGGUUGUUUUUACCACUGUAUUGAAUUUUUACUAUUUUGCCCGACAAAUAAACAGGUCGACCAAUGAGAUCUGAACAUUACGUCACAUUCCCGGAGCCGCUGCUAAUACUCAAAAAGAAGAGACAGCUCACAAAACUGUAUAGACUCUUUUACAGCCCACGUGACCAAAUAGCCUUCGCAUGCAUUUUGGCAACAGAAGUGGUGUUAUUCCUCAUUGGUUCUAACGUGUUAGCAACUCAGAAAACUUAUGAAAACUGUUUUCCAGCAUCAAAAUGUCUGGUUCUUGCUUUUGGUUGCACUGAUAUAAUAUACUAAUAUACAUAUAUAUGUGUCUGGCCACUUUAUAUUUGGGCAUCUGCUAGCUUCUUCUAUGCACUCCUCUUUAGUACACGGCUCUGGUAACUGUGUUGAAAAAGUUGAUAAAGUUAAUUUUUUAAAAUACUUUUAUCUGUCUGUGUUGCUUCACUGCUGAUUCUUGCCAUACUUCCAUUGCCAAAAUGUAUGCGCAUAUGUUUGCCACGUCAUCGUUGUAUAUAAACAGUAAAAAGGGUCUAUUGACAGCACAUGUAAACACAUCAUUGAAACAAGUCAAUUUGAGUUAUUUGUAUAGGGAUUUUCACAAUUGUUCAUUGUUGAUUAUUGUGUUUCUCUCCUUACAAUCUCUCUCUCUCCCCCUCACAUUACUCAUCUUGUUUUAAAUCACCUCACAAUCUCUCUCUCUCUCUCAAGUGUAAAACCAUACAUAUUUGGUAUCGUUGUGAUGGUCUCAGUGUGUCUGGUAAAAGGGUCUCAUUCCUUUAAGUAAUAAAUAAAUAAAUAAAACACCAUUCUGUAAAGCUACGGGUAUUUAGAGGAAUGUGGCAGAGAAUUCUAGGAAUCCGUAGACUGAUUUUCCGCAUGAUUGCUGUGUAGACAUUUCUUAUGAUUCAUUAAUGUGUUCAAUUAGUUGAAAUUAUUUUUUUUAAUUAUCAUGUUGCUUACCUGGCUAAUAAAUUAUGUUAUGCUUGGA